This is a messenger RNA of Nicotiana tabacum (common tobacco), 738 nucleotides long. NCBI's taxonomy places the organism in Eukaryota, Viridiplantae, Streptophyta, Magnoliopsida, Solanales, Solanaceae. The record is from RefSeq and is a predicted model, not a curated record.
AUGGUGGGAAUGGUUGUAGGGGCUAGUCUCGAAGUCCCUCGAGAUGCAAAGAACGCCCCGAGCGAUCCACUUGGGGCAAUAGAAAUUGGAGGCUCCCCGAUGCUUCCCUCAUUUUCCGAGGAGAUGAUUCAAGAGGCUCGGGCCUUGAAGACCCUCUCUAUCGAAGGGGUCCACGGAAGGGAGGAUCUUUUUCGUCUCGAGGAAGGACCCGGGCGAGGCCUUGAGCCUCUUCAACGAAGCACAUCAAGCUCUGAAUCGGCGCUUCAUCGGGAAGCAUUUUCUCGAUCUCGAGCUGAGCUGAGUCGAGAAGAGGAAAUCAAGGACCUCCAAGCCGAGUUGGCCAAAGCUCACCAAGAUCAGUCCGACCUGAUCGAGCAGCUGCAACAGAAGAUCGAGGUGAUCGGGCAGCUCCGCGAUAAGGUCGAUAUGAUGAAGGCGGAGACCUUGGGUUGGAAGGAAAGUAUGGAUCGCUUUGCUGCAGAAAAAGAAACUGCUUUAUCCCAAUUGUCAUCGGUCGAAAGUCUGCUUCGAGGCAUGAAAGAGAAGAGCUCGGCUCAGGAAGGAAAAAUAGCAGAGCUCGAAGCUCGGUUGGCUUAUGAACUUGAGAAGGCCAAAUCUGAACCCGAAAAGGCUAAAGCUGAGGCUGAUGCGAUCGUGGCCGUCUACCGAGCCGAUGCCGAAGCAGCUCAAGUACAAGCGAGAAAAGCAGCCGAGACCACUAAAACUCGAGCAUAUUAG